CCGGGGAGGGAGCCAGGGACGGGCCCUGGGCAGGGCCCAGGGAAGCGGAGAGGUGGAGCGCUGCGAUGCCGUUCGGUGGGAGAACAGCGGGAGCAGUGCCGGCCUUCGCGGGAGGGGAGGGAAACGGGGACGCGGCCGCGACCGCCCUGCUGACAGGGCAUUGGUAAGUGAGCGGCUUUGAACGUGCUUCCUGGGAGAAAACAAGGUUGAAAACUAAUCACCUGUCUGGCAUCUGUGGCAGAGAUCUUUCCAGUUUUCUCUCCUAACAAAGCUUUGCUGCUCUUUCCAGAGAUGUUGGUCACCUCCUCCUGAGAUACUCAGAGCAAUGUCCUACGUUUUUGUGAACGACUCCUCCCAGACAAAUGUGCCGCUGCUGCAGGCUUGUAUUGAUGGAGAUUUUAACUAUUCCAAACGACUCUUAGAGAGUGGUUUCGACCCAAAUAUUCGUGACAGCCGAGGCCGAACUGGCCUUCACUUGGCUGCAGCCAGAGGAAAUGUAGACAUCUGUCAGCUCUUGCAUAAAUUUGGUGCUGACCUACUAGCCACUGAUUACCAGGGUAACACAGCCCUUCACCUGUGUGGGCAUGUCGAUACCAUCCAGUUCCUAGUUUCUAAUGGACUUAAAAUUGAUAUUUGCAACCACCAAGGUGCAACACCCCUUGUUCUUGCCAAACGAAGGGGUGUGAAUAAAGAUGUGAUUAGACUGCUGGAAUCUUUAGAGGAGCAAGAGGUGAAAGGAUUUAACAGAGGAGCUCACUCAAAGCUGGAGACAAUGCAAACGGCUGAAAGUGAAAGUUGCUGCUGCUUGGCAAGCAAAGGCCAGAGCUCUGUUCCCAAGUCGAAUUUGGUUUUGCCUGCUUUGCUCUCCUGCAGUGCAAUGGAAAGCCAUUCCCUUCUUAAUCCAAACCUACAGCAAGGUGAAGGAGUUCUUUCCAGUUUCCGCACAACAUGGCAAGAAUUUGUGGAAGACCUGGGUUUCUGGAGGGUGCUGCUCCUCAUCAUUGUCAUUGCUCUUCUGUCCCUUGGAAUAGCAUAUUAUGUUAGUGGGGUGCUCCCUUUUGUAGAAAACCAGCCUGAACUGGUGCACUGAAGCAAAUGCAAAGAAUACAGUGUCCUUUUUCCUGUUCUAAUCUAAUCUUAUUUUCAGCUUGGAAUUAUUCUCAUGGUGCAGACAGUGGCAGCUGUAUAUACUGUUUGCCUUUUGUACUUACUCUUAACCCCUUUGAAAGAGGGAUUAAUUAAUUUCAAGUAAAACACUAAAUUCUAAAGCAUUCCUAAGCUACCUCUGACUUGCCUUGACUUGCAAGCAAGAUGUGAAGAUAGUCCUCUCUGAUAAAAUAUUGUAAUUAGAAAAGGCCUUUCAUUAUGAAUAUUAAAUUCCUGCAUAUGAAAAAAUACAUACUAGUACAGAACCAAAUUUGGUUUAUUUUUCCUAUGAAGAGAGGUAAAUCUAUUGGAUUUUUUGUAAGUGCUUCAGUUGUAAGAAAAAUACUCUUAAAAGUCCUCCUCAAGAAAUCUCAAUAAUCUAAUAACACAUCCUGAUAUAUAGAUGGUGAUAAGCUGCGACUCCAUAGUUAUUUUAAUGCCUCCCCAUAGUUUCCUAUCUGCUAGUUUAUAAAAAGAAUGAGAAAUAGUUUGAGUUUUACUAUGUCUCUGAUGUGUAGAUCACUCCUUUAUUUAUUAGAUUAAUGCAGUGUGUCUUCUCCAGAUGAAUUUAAUGUUGUUAAUACCUGCCUGAAGUGAAUUUUGUAGAAUAAAACUGUUGUUGUGCUUUGGAAGAAGCCUUGGGCUGAAAAUUUUGCAUUUUUGUUGAAAUGUUGCUAAGCAAACCUUUCAUUGUAAGGGUAAUUAAAAAGUGAUUUAGGUGUUCUGCCAUGUAUAUAAUAAUUCUGUAAGGCCAUUGUGAAAUAUAUCAUGAAGGAUAACUUCUUCUUCCUCCCAUAAGGAUCAGACUGAACCAUGUAAUUGUAUUUUCAUGUUUGUGGAGAGAACUUGAUUGAAUAGAAUUCCUUUCUAGAAUUGUUUUCCAUUUCACUUGCUUUCAGACAGAACCUCCAGGCUUACGAAUUAUUUUCUGAGUCUGCAGAAUAAAGGUAUUUAAAAUACUAAUAUUUAGGAACAUUGUAUGAAAUUAAAUCUUCAUCCAUUCUGCACUUUGCUGUGAAGCCCUUUGUUGUAAAUAACCUAGGGAUACGAAUCCAUUAGAUAUUCCUUUAUGAAGACUAAAAAGGUAUUGCAUAGUAAGUUGGAGGUUUUCAAAGAAAGUGUAUUCUCUCUCCCCAUGCUGAUUAGACAUCUAGUUCUCUUUUGCCAUUGCCUUGAAAAUCCCAAACAAAAUGAAUUGUGUGAGCCUAAGGAAUCAAUUUUUAUUUUUUUAAUUAGCCCUCUUCAGUUGUUACUAAAUAACAUAAAACAUUUAUUGUACAUUUAAAUGUAACCUACAUGGUUCUGUUCUGGUACCAUGUAUAAUUUUCUUUCUUGUUUAUUGGUUUGAAUUAAGUGGUUUGUUGCCUUUGUUUUGAUGCGUGACAUGGGUUUUGCUGGAGCUGGGCCCCGUUCUAGAUUGCAUCUGAAUAAAUCUUGAUAUCAAUUCUUAAGUUAGACUUUAAUGACACAAUACUUUUUUAGCAGCACAGUGCUGCAGAAACAAAAGCAUCUUAAAAAAACAAAAAAUGAGAACAUAAUCCUCCUCUGAGUAUUUCACUUACGGUACCAUUGUUCACAAAUAGAUAAACUCAUCAUAUACCUAAAUUACAUUUACUUGUCUAAAUAAGUACAUUUCUGUUAAUAAUACCAUGCAUCUUGAUUAAUGAUGUUGUCUUUCAGUAUGUAUUAUCUGCAUAAUUUGUAAUUGUAUUCUCUGUAUGGGUGAAUGCCACAAAUAAAUACAUGAAGUAAA
This is a messenger RNA of Cyanistes caeruleus (blue tit), 2899 nucleotides long. Lineage: Eukaryota; Metazoa; Chordata; Aves; Passeriformes; Paridae. The record is from RefSeq and is a predicted model, not a curated record.